ACCAUGGAGGUCACAGCUCUCUGCUUCACACUGUUGAUGCUUGAAUUCACUCUGCUCAACAGUUACACUCAGAAAAGUGAUGCAGCUUUUCUUCGUAUCACUCCAGACAGACUGCAACACUUUAAAUCUGACGCUGUCACCUUUGACUGUGAGGGCUUUGAUGGCUCGACUAAACUGAGAGUGAUCAGGAAUAAUGUCGAAUCUGAACCAGUAUGUGAUAAGAGGACGCCAUCAGGAUCCUCCUGCACCAUUCAAAGAGCCUAUCAAGAAGACAGCGGAGAAUACUGGUGUGAGGCUGAAGGAGGAGAGAGAAGCAACAGUGUCAACAUCUCUGUCAUCACUGCUGGUUCAGUGAUCCUGGAGAGUCCCGCUCUUCCUGUGAUGGAGGGAGACAAUGUGACUCUGACCUGCAGAGACAAGACGACUUCUAACCUUAGAGCUGGUUUCUACAAAGAUGGCGUCCUCAUCAGGAGCAGCUCUACAGGAGAGAUGACCAUUAACAAUGUCUCCAAGUCUGAUGAAGGAUUCUAUAGGUGUGUCGUCCCUGGAGCUGGAGAGUCACCAGAGAGCUGGAUGGCUGUCGGAGCUGGUUCAGUGAUCCUGGAGAGUCCUGUCCUCCCUGUGGAAGAAGGCAACAACGUGACUCUGACCUGCAGGAAGAAGAUGUCUUCUUCCCACCUCUCAGCUGGUUUCUACAAAGAUGGCGUCCUCAUCAGGAGCAGCUCUACAGGAGAGAUGACCAUCCACAGUGUUUCCAAGUGUGAUCAAGGACUCUACAAGUGUCACAUCUCUGGAGCUGGAGAGUCACCAGAGAGCUGGAUGGCUGUCAGAGCUCAUCACAGAGAGACUUGUCCCUGUUCAGACCUCUUCAUACAUGUCGUCCUCGUCUUAAGGACGGUGUUCACCAUAGUGAUGGUGCCUCUGCUGCUGCUGCUGGUGGGACUGCUGCACUGUGGCAAACUCACAGUUACAGUUGCACAAACAUAAGCAGAGAAGCUCCCAUCAUGCUUUGUGAUCACUGAGAUUGUUUAACAUUGUAUUUCCAUCUGUUUUUACCUCCUCUGUUUAAGAAGUCAUGUUCAGCUGUGAGGUGUCAAACUCCUCUUCAUCACAUGUUGACACUUGCAGCAGCUGUGAGACUUUCUCACACAGAACAAGGUUCAAAACCACAGACAGCCUUUUGAAGAGCUGAAAGGUUUCUCAGCAUGUGUAGUUCUGUGUUUUAUUUUAGACUCGACAGCUGCUGGUGAUGAUUUCAGCUUCUUAGACACAAACCACACGAGUAGAUAUAAUGUAUCUGUAGAGGACGCGGUCAGGAGGCUAUCUAUCUAUCUAUCUAUCUAUCUAUCUAUCUAUCUAUCUAUCUAUCUAUCUAUCUAUCUAUCUAUCUAAUGCAGUGUAAAGUUGUACCUCACUGACAAAAAAACAAAAUAUGUUUGGAUGUUGAUAUCUGUGAAUAUUGUUAUGAUGUACAUCAGUAUGAGGACUCUUGGAAAUAAAAUAUCAAACAUGUA
Messenger RNA from Epinephelus fuscoguttatus (brown-marbled grouper), 1514 nucleotides. Its product is annotated as carcinoembryonic antigen-related cell adhesion molecule 20-like. Lineage: Eukaryota; Metazoa; Chordata; Actinopteri; Perciformes; Serranidae. The transcript is spliced from 6 exons. The coding region runs from base 4 to 987 and encodes 327 amino acids. Gene Ontology annotation, biological process: cell surface receptor signaling pathway. Gene Ontology annotation, molecular function: transmembrane signaling receptor activity. The record is from RefSeq and is a predicted model, not a curated record.